UUGCGCUUUUUGUGGUGAGAUUUGUGAGUGUGGAGUUGAAUUUUGUGUUUUAUCCGCCAAAUUUUGGAUAUACACAUUGAAUUUAAUGGAAUGAUUGAAUGUUUCUAAGAGAGAGUGAAUUAUAAAUACCUAUAAAAAUGGCAGCACUAGGACAUCAAGCAGCUGCCGCUCUGUUAGAUUUUAAUCUUAAGUUGGACAUAAAUCUUCUGGAUAGUGUGGUUGUUAGUAUGUAUGCAGGUAAUGGAGAGACUCAACGGAUAGCACAGGAAGUUUUAACAACACUAAAGGAACAUCCAGAUGCUUGGACCCGGGUUGACACCAUUUUGGAAUUUUCUACAAAUCAACAGACAAAAUACUAUGCCCUGCAAAUUUUAGAACAAGUAAUAAAGACCAGAUGGAAGGUACUUCCUCGGAAUCAAUGUGAGGGCAUUAAAAAGUAUAUUGUAUCGUUAAUUAUUAAAACCAGUUCAAACUCUGAGACUUUGGAAGAAAAUAAAACAUAUUUAAACAAGUUAAAUAUGAUUUUGGUUCAAGUAUUAAAAAGAGAAUGGCCUAAAAAUUGGGAAAGUUUUAUACCUGACAUUGUUGGAGCCAGUAAAACAAAUGAAAGCUUAUGCCAAAACAACAUGAUCAUUCUUAAAUUACUAAGUGAGGAACUAUUUGAUUUUUCAUCUGGCCAAAUAACUCAGACCAAAGCAAAACACUUGAAGGAUACCAUGUGUAAUGAGUUCUCUGCCAUUUUUCACUUAUGUCAGUUUGUUUUAGAAAAUUCUCAGAAUCCUCCAUUGGUAAAUGCAACUUUAGAAACUUUACUAAGAUUUCUUAACUGGAUUCCACUUGGGUACAUUUUUGAAACUAAAUUGAUUAACACUCUAAUCUUUAAAUUUUUACCUGUACCAAUGUUUAGGAAUGUUACUUUAAAGUGUUUAACAGAAAUUGCUGGUGUCACGGUUAGUAAUUACGAUGAAAUGUUUGUACAAUUAUUCACCCAGACCAUGUCACAAUUGGAAACCAUGUUACCAUUACAAACUGACAUUAAAACUGCAUAUGCAUGUGGACAAGACCAGGAGCAGAAUUUUAUACAGAACCUAGCAUUGUUUUUGUGCACAUUCUUAAAAGAACAUGGUAAUUUGGCUGAAAAUUCUGUACAAAUUGAAAUGUUAAGAAAUGCUUUACGUUAUUUAGUUCUUAUAUCAGAGGUAGAGGAGGUAGAAAUUUUUAAGAUUUGUUUGGAAUAUUGGAAUGCUUUGGCAUCAGAAUUGUACAGAGAAGUACCUUACUCUGGUGCACAGCCCUUAUUUUUCACAGGCAGUCGAAGAGCCUUAUAUCAAGAGGUGCUGAAUAAAGUAAGAUACAUAAUGAUAUCUAGAAUGGCAAAACCUGAAGAAGUGCUUGUGGUGGAAAAUGACAAUGGAGAAGUUGUGAGAGAGUUUAUGAAGGAUACAGACUCCAUAAAUUUGUACAAAAAUAUGAGGGAGACUUUAGUUUACCUGACUCACUUGGACUAUGCAGAUACUGAACGUAUCAUGACCAACAAGUUGCAAAACCAGGUUAAUGGAACUGAGUGGUCCUGGAAAAAUUUAAACACUUUGUGCUGGGCAAUUGGUAGUAUAUCAGGUGCAAUGCAUGAAGAAGAUGAGAAACGGUUUUUAGUUACUGUUAUCAAGGACCUUUUAGGAUUGUGUGAACAAAAAAGAGGCAAGGAUAACAAAGCUAUAAUUGCCUCUAAUAUUAUGUAUGUAGUUGGUCAGUAUCCAAGGUUUUUAAGAGCUCAUUGGAAAUUUUUAAAAACUGUUGUUAAUAAACUUUUUGAAUUUAUGCAUGAAACACAUGAUGGUGUACAAGAUAUGGCCUGUGACACAUUUAUUAAAAUUGCAUUGAAAUGUAGAAGGCAUUUUAUAACAACUCAAAUUGGAGAGUCCUGUCCUUUUAUUGAAGAUAUUUUGGCUUCAAUUUCAACAAUUAUUUGCGAUUUGCAACAGCAACAAGUCCACACUUUUUAUGAGGCAGUUGGUUACAUGAUUUCAGCGCAAAUGGACAGUGCCACACAAGAGGCACUUAUAGAAAAAUACAUGAUGCUACCCAAUCAGGUUUGGGAUGAAAAAAUAAGUCAGGCCAGCAAAAAUGUAGAUGUCCUUAAAGAAAUAAAUAUUGUUAAACAAUUAGCCAGUAUACUAAAAACUAAUGUUAGGGCAUGUAAAGCACUGAAUCAUGCCUAUGUCAUACAACUAGGCAGGAUAUAUUUAGACAUGCUUAAUGUGUACAAGGUUAUGUCGGAAAAUAUUACGGCAGCGGUAGCCUUGAACGGCGAACAAGUUACAAAACAGCCCCUCAUAAAGGCUAUGAGAGUCGUUAAAAAGGAGACUUUAAAACUUAUAUCUGAUUGGAUUUCGCGUAGCAACGAUCACGUAAUGGUAUUGGAGAACUUCAUUCCGCCAUUUUUGGACGCCGUUCUUUUGGACUAUCAAAGGACGGCAGUGCCAUCGGCUAGAGAGCCUGAAGUUCUUAGCGCUAUAGCCACCAUUGUCAACAAGCUUGAAAGUCACAUUACUUCGGAGGUGCCUAAAAUAUUUGAUGCCGUGUUCGAGUGCACGCUCGCCAUGAUUAAUAAGGAUUUUGAAGAGUAUCCUGAGCACAGGACAAAUUUCUUCUUGCUGUUGCAGGCAGUGAACAAUUACUGCUUUCCCGCUUUUCUCAGCAUACCGCCUGCGCAGUUUAAACUUGUCUUGGACAGCAUCAUCUGGGCGUUCAAGCACACGAUGCGUAACGUUGCCGAUACCGGUUUGCAAAUACUGCUUAAACUGUUACAGAACGUCGAGCAACACGAGCAGGCGGCUCCCAGUUUCUACCAAACCUACUUGACUGAUAUUUUGCAACAUGUUUUCUCAGUGGUAACUGACACUUCGCACACUGCAGGCCUCUCUAUGCACGCGUCAAUUUUGGCAUACAUUUUCUCAUUGGUGGAAGCAGGAAGAGUGAACUGUCAGUUGGGCUCCACACCUGACAAUGUGUUGUACGUGCAAGAAUUCACGGCAACUUUGCUUAGAUCGGCGUUCCCUCAUCUAACUGAUAACCAAAUUAAGAUUAUGGUACAAGGGAUGUUUAAUUUAGACCAGGAUAUCCCUGCAUUUAAGGAACAUUUGAGGGACUUUUUGGUGCAAAUUAGGGAAUAUACUGGCGAAGACGAUUCCGAUCUGUUUCUGGAAGAACGUGAAAAGGCGUUGCAGGGCGCACAGGCUGAAAAACGGCGAGUUCAACUCACCGUACCUGGAAUCUUAAACCCACAUGAAGUGGCAGAAGAAAUGCAAGAUUAGCACUAUUGUUUUUAAAUCAACCAAUUGUAAUUAACCGUAAAAAAUUACUUUAUAACGAUAUUUUUCUAUUUAUCUCGACCCUGUUUAAUAGAACUUAUCGCCUCAUUACUUUUUUGUGAAUGUGUUUUGUGCGCCUUCAUUACAUUAGCUGAGAUGCUUUUAAUUUUUUUACGAAUAUAUUUUUUUAUAAGUAAUUCAGUUUCUUAUUGAAAUUUUGUAUAGAUACCAUGUUAAUUAAAGAAACCAAUAAAAGUAUCAGUUUUGGC
Brassicogethes aeneus is the source of this 3580-nucleotide messenger RNA. NCBI's taxonomy places the organism in Eukaryota, Metazoa, Arthropoda, Insecta, Coleoptera, Nitidulidae. The record is from the annotation of a GenBank genome assembly.